Messenger RNA from Fusarium odoratissimum NRRL 54006, 771 nucleotides. RefSeq lists its product as uncharacterized. The record is from RefSeq and is a predicted model, not a curated record. Bases 1 to 771 code for a protein of 256 amino acids. The transcript is spliced from 2 exons. NCBI's taxonomy places the organism in Eukaryota, Fungi, Ascomycota, Sordariomycetes, Hypocreales, Nectriaceae.
AUGGAGGGAAAAGACCAACAGCCAGUCAUACUUCUAAUUCACGGUGCUUGGCAUCGACCUCUCCACUACCGUCUUCUCAUCAAAGCUUUCCAGCAACAAGGCUUCACUGUCCUGGCACCGCCGCUUGCAAGCUCCGGCUACGAUGAUUCAGUCGAUGGUAAGACAUACCAUGAUGAUGUAAAGAGGAUCCACGGCGCUGUUCUUCCUUACAUGGACAACGGAAGAAAGGUGAUUGCUGUUGGUCACAGCUAUGGAGCUAUCCCUCUUACCGUGGCGAUUGAAGGUCGCAGUAUCGCAGAGAGAGAAGAGAGAGGCCUUCCUGGUGGCUUUGGCUCUGUGAUUUAUGUGGCCCCAACACCUGUCCUACACAAAGGCAUUUCUAUGUAUAAGGCUGCGGGCGAGCAUCGCAAGACACCAUUCUUUCAUGACGUAACAGACACACGUAUGCCACUGAAGCUGGAUAGGGUCAAAGAAGCAUUCUUCUCAGAUAUUGAUCAGAGCAUUGCGGAUGAGAUUAUCCCUACACUUUGUCAUCAAAGCAAAGCUCCCUUCGAAUUUCCUGUCGUUUGUACCCCGGCAGACUUGAAGAUUCCCAAGACCAUGGUUAUCGGCAAGAAUGAUCCUAUCUUCGGCAGGGAGAUGCUUUUGGGCGUGGCUCAGAAUUGGGGCGCUGACACCUUGGAGAUUGAAUCUGGACAUAGUCCGCAUCUGGUGGAAGAGCACAGAAAGUGGCUCGUGGAGCUUGUGUCCCAGGAGACCAGGAAGAUAUGA